This is a messenger RNA of Chara braunii, 2747 nucleotides long. The record is from the annotation of a GenBank genome assembly. Lineage: Eukaryota; Viridiplantae; Streptophyta; Charophyceae; Charales; Characeae.
UCUUGUCGAAGGACUGGAUAUGCGCGGCACUCCCACUUCGGUCCAUUUCUCCCAGCUUUUAUUCAUCCUCCGCGAAUCAGUCCCGCCUAUGUGGCUCCGUUGGCGCUGUGGCUCGUAGCUUCCCGCGCUUUUGCCACUCGGAGCUCGCGUCACCGCGUGCUGAGACGCGCCCCGCCAUUUUUUGGAUGUCUCGAUUCGCGUCGGCUAUGGGAUUGCGCGCGGUCUCUCUGUCGGAGACUGUUUUGGUCAUAUGAGUACAUCAACGCACGUGGCGACUCAGUGCUGAGGCGGCGGGGAGUGAAGAAACUGCAGCUGCCGGGAGCUGCUCGGCGCGCCUGUGGGACCUGGUGUCUUGAGCGCGCGGCGCAGCUGUUUGCGCAGAGGUCACAAGUCAGCUAUGGCUGCAGCGAUGGCGUCGGCUACCUCCUUGUGCGCUGUUGCCAGCCUUGCUCUGCAGUCUCGCUCUCCGUCCCCCGCUGCCGUCAAUUCGGCGGCAUCGACGUCUUGCGAAACGCCCGCCUCGCUGCGCGCAGGGUACGCCGGAUGUGCGCGCUUGGCUAGUUCGUCUCCGCUGAGCAUUGCACCGCGCUCGGGGACAAAUGAGGCUGCAGCGAUGUCGUUCUGUGCGAGUGCUUUCAUGUCGGGCGGGAGCGAUGGCGAACUCCUCCGACAUGCGGCGGAUAUGGCUACACCGUCUUCCAUGGCCAGCAAGACAACACGGAUUGUCAAACGGGUGGUCUCGCCAAGGGCCGUGUCAGAUUCCAAUCAGCCUGACACCUGCCUCGAGCCCGACGCUGGAAGGAGCGUGCUCGGCAUUAUCCUUGGAGGAGGGGCGGGGACUCGGCUUUAUCCGCUGACCAAGAAGCGCGCGAAGCCUGCUGUCCCUCUUGGCGCGAACUACAGGCUGAUCGAUAUCCCUGUGAGCAAUUGCAUCAACAGCAAUAUUCGCAAAAUCUAUGUGCUCACCCAAUUCAACUCUGCGUCUUUAAAUCGUCACCUCUCGCGAGCAUAUGCAAGCAACAUGGGCGGAUAUAAAAACGAAGGUUUCGUCGAAGUCCUGGCUGCUCAACAGAGUCCCGAGAACCCCAAUUGGUUCCAGGGGACUGCCGAUGCUGUUCGUCAAUAUCUGUGGUUGUUUGAAGAGAGCGAUGUUCUCGAGUACCUGAUUUUGGCGGGAGAUCAUCUUUACCGAAUGGAUUACCAGAAGUUCAUCGAGCAUCACCGGGUGACCAACGCCGACAUCACAGUCGCAGCGCUGCCCAUGGACGAGAAACGCGCCACUGCUUUUGGUCUCAUGAAGAUCGACUCCAGAGGGAGAAUUGUGGAAUUUGCCGAGAAACCCAAGGGAGAUGCAUUGAAGCAUAUGCAGGUGGACACAACCAUUCUGGGCCUGGACGAAGAGCGUGCCAAGGAGAUGCCCUACAUUGCCAGCAUGGGCAUUUACGUAAUCAGCAAGGAGAGCAUGAUCAAGCUGCUUCGUGACGACUUUCCCGAAGCCAACGACUUCGGCAGCGAGGUCAUUCCAGGUGCCACUGCUCGCGGACUCAAUGUGCAGGCUUAUCUCUACGACGGCUACUGGGAAGACAUUGGAACGAUCGAGGCCUUUUACAAUGCCAACCUGUCCCUCACCAAGCAACUGGACCCGGAAUUCAGCUUCUACGAUCGGUCUGCUCCCAUUUACACGCAGGCUCGGUACUUGCCGCCUUCGAAGAUGAUCGAUGCCGAUGUCAUCGACAGUGUGGUUGGUGAGGGAUGUGUGAUCAAGAAUUGCACCGUUUCACAUUCCGUCGUAGGAUUGCGGUCGUGGAUUGACGAAGGGGCGGUCGUUCAGGACACGCUGCUGAUGGGAUCGGAUUACUACGAGACGGACGAGGAGAGGAAGGAAAUCGUCAGCACCGGUGGCGUGCCCAUGGGAAUUGGCAAGAACUCCAUCAUCAAACGAGCCAUCAUCGACAAGAAUGCCAGGGUCGGAGAGAACGUGCAGAUUGUCAACAAGGAUAAUGUGCUGGAACUCGAGAGGGAAGAGGAGGGGUACUACAUCAAGGGUGGUAUUGUGACCGUCAUUAAGGAUGCAACCAUUCCUCACGGCGCCAUCAUAUAAAAUGGAUGUAGUUAUUCCUUGCAGCGUGAUAAUCAUACGGAGGAUGCUACUGACAAAGAAAUGCACACUUUGAUUGUGUGCAUGUGUAAUGCUCUGGCAGCUCCAUCAGUCUUCUUGUACUGGUUCAGACUCUUCACAGAGUCUUCAGAGUUCGAGCGGGCGAUUGUUCAUUGUGUGGUCAAUAAGAUGUAGAUAGGAUUAAACUAGAUUAGAUAGCCUGAGGUUUGAUUGGUAGAGAUUCUAGAGAAUGAUGAAGAGAGACCAAGGGAGAGAACGAAAAAGGUCACCAUACACGCACACACACGCCCGCUCAAACACAUGGAGAGAGAGAGAGAGAGAGAGAGAGAGAGAGAGAGAGGGAGAGUUUUUUUUGUUAUCUUUGGCUUGACUGAUUUUGUAGGUUACCAAAUUUCCCGGGGGGAAUCUGAUUUUUGAAAGAAGUGAAUAGCCGUUGCUGUCAAUAAAAAUUGACGUUGUUGUGGCUGCCGCUGCUUUUAGUCAGCAGCUAGUGGGUAGUGUAGAGGAGACUGUACGUUCUUUGUGAGCCGGUCGUCACGAAGUGACAAAGGUGGUGAGAAUUUCCAGGUCCAACAUUGUAUUUUCUUUUGGGGACUAGAUUGACAUCAAAUAAAAGAAAAGAAAACGC